UGCCAAAAAACCCAAUUAAACAGACGAUCAUGAAUUUGAGUCAGCUGGUAUACUACUCGAUUGCUGUCUGGAUCUUCAGCUGGACGAUGGCGUGUGUUGGAGGCGAUACCAACAAGGGAGGACUGGAUUGUAUCAAUCAAAUGGAGACCUCCAAAGGGCAAUGUUAUCUAAGACAAGGAAAUGGACAGGGACAAUGUUGUCAGGUGUUCAAAUCCGAGGAUUGUCGCCACGAACUCACUACGCCAGAAGACGAUGCCCCCCCUUAUUUGGGGUUCAUGCCCAACUCUCUUUCUUUCGAGAGAAACAGAAACCAGCUGUGUGUUCAUGGACUUGAAAUGAGAGCUGGGGACAAAACAGCAGGUCUGUUUGGCUUCCAGUUUUAUCUCAGGAAGUGGCACAAAGACUGGGUAAAAGAAGAACUGUCAUCUCUAAAUUUGAUGCUACCAUCGGACUCCCGUCUUCCUCCCGUGGUGCACAAGAAUCCCGAACUGAACCCCUUGAAGGAUGUCAUCAUGUGCAUUGGGAUGGGGACGGAGAUCAAUUCCACAUCACCUGGUGUAUUUGCGGCUUUGGAAAUGAUCCCCUUGAAGCCUAACAAACACGCUGGCCCAAUACAACACCCCCAGAACCCAAUCAGUCUCUGCGCCCUAGAUUCUCUGCACCUGAAGAAAGAAGGAAGGUGCGAACUGAAAAGCGUAGAACGAAAUCCUCAUAUAUGUGAAAAACAGGAGAAGACACAAGCACAAACAAACGAAAUCGAAAAGGCCAUAACCCUAACAGUGCACAUCGCUAAGACUGACAAACCAGAUGAGCCAGAAGGAGGCGAGCAGGAGUCAGACAAUCUGAGAAGUCAUCUAAGAUCCUUCUGGGUGAUUUAUGUGGUGAUCGGGACCCUCUUGUUCAUCAUCGGUGCCCUGUUCGCCACAGUCAUCUACUGCUGGCGAUGCAACAAACCAAAGGAAACUGAGCAUCCUAUAAAUACAGGACGACUGACUGUGGGCACAUCCCUUCCCCGAUCAAUGCACACUUCCAACUCAGUAAACAAUCCGAGCUACCAUCCCCAUUUCGUGAACAACCAUGCUUCUUCUCCACUCGACGAGCAGCGCCAGAACCUUCCGAUGAGUGUGUUCCUGCGUCCACCAGAUGAAAACUAUACACAGCGCCAGCCCGAGUCAACGUACUUUGUUUACGAUCGCGUUGGCGGAAGGCAAAACCAGACGCCAACCGAACAAACCGACUAUUCGUCACUUCCAGGCCAUCAUUACUCCAAUCCAGAAUUGAGUCAAAGAGAAGAUACACUUGCACACCAGACAGAGCCACCUGAUGUUACAGAUGGCAUCAGUUCUCAACAACGGUUUGCCACACCUGAUGGGGUAGACAACAGUACAAGUGAAGAGGCAGUAUCUCUACUCUCGACAGGUGCUUUUGGCGACGUGUGCACGGGAACAAAGGGUUGUCACGUGGAACUGUCUAAUAAAAGAGACCAAGCAGGCAACGAUCAAAAAGAAAAACCAGAAGCAAGCCAAGAUACUUCUGAAACUACGUCACAUGAUCAGCCUAUCCAAACAGAAGGAUACAUGGAAGAUCCACGAGAAUCUUUGGUGUAGUGAAGAUGUCAGCUUCCGCCAAAAAGAAACUGCCGCAACGCCAUAUCAGCUCAGCGCAAACAGAUUUUGUCGUAAGAACUCGGGCAUUAAAAAAAUCAUUUGUGCUAGCCUUGUAAUAAAAUCCAUAUCCAGUUUGCUUUCGUUAAUUUUGAUUAAAAUUGAUAUGAUGGAUGAGGCUCGUUUUGCAUGAAUUGUUGUGCUGAUUUUGAUUAUAAGCAUCG
Messenger RNA from Symsagittifera roscoffensis, 1828 nucleotides. RefSeq lists its product as uncharacterized. The record is from RefSeq and is a predicted model, not a curated record. The transcript is spliced from 10 exons. Bases 30 to 1607 code for a protein of 525 amino acids. NCBI's taxonomy places the organism in Eukaryota, Metazoa, Xenacoelomorpha, Acoela, Convolutidae.